ACGUGUCGCGAAAUUAUGAUGAACAUUGCCGAUCAGGAGGUGCCUGCCGCGACGACGGAAUUGGCGGGCUUACCCGGAAACGGAUUCGGCAGACUAGCCGAGCCACUUCAGACGGUCACCGGGGAAUACUGUCCCGGCAAUUAUCCAGUGUCUCACACGACUGGGAACAAUGAAAAGCUGCACACCGGAAGCGAAUUAUACAUGCAGCAAGGCUACAGGCAGGAAACUUGGCUGCAAGAUGGUAGCAGCUCCGAGACCGAAGACAGCGAACAGUACGUACCCGAGUUUCACCAGAUGUCAAGUGCAAAUGUGAAGCAGGAGUCUAGCAAUUGCACGAGAAAUGGCGACAAUGGCAAUUAUCACCCCCAGUAUCAAUCUUCCGUCGCGCACAAUCAAAACAACGAUUUCCUCGAGCUCAGAUCGGAUCGUUGCUUCGGAAAUCGCAAGAUAAACGGACCGGCUGAUAAAAGCACAAAGGACGUCGCCGUGAAGGAGGAACCGGCGGAUCGAAGCUACGUGGAACCACUUCCGGUGACAAACAUAUCCGCGACAUCUCAGGACACCCAGAACGCAAGCACUUUAAUUUAUCAGCAACGUCAGCAGCAACAGUACGGAAACGUCACGAGGGAUCAUCCCAGAGGUUCGUCACCAUCGUCCAGUCGUCCGGCCAGCGCUUCUUCCUCGACCUCCCAGUGGCAAUCGACCUUCUCCGUUUCCUCCGAAACCUUUCUUCCGCGACCGGAGAACUGGAAUUCCGAGGUUUACGCGAAACGAAGCGGCACGCCGACCUGGACGGAGCUGGGCACGCAGCUGGACCCCAGAAACUCGUCCUGGGAACGGCAGAACGGUUGUUACCAGAAGAAGGGCUCGCCGGUUUCAACCUGGAAUCCGGAUCACGUGAACAAGAGGCCGUCGUCGGCGACCGGUGUGCCCACCUGGAGCGACGUUGCUGUCGGUUACCAGCAACAACGACGCGGCUCGCUACAAUUGUGGCAGUUCCUGGUAGCCUUGCUCGACGAUCCUGCGAAUGCACCUUGCAUCGCGUGGACCGGGCGCGGGAUGGAGUUCAAGCUGAUCGAGCCGGAAGAGGUGGCACGCAGAUGGGGCGUCCAGAAAAACAGACCGGCCAUGAAUUACGACAAGUUGAGUCGUUCGUUGAGAUACUACUACGAGAAAGGAAUAAUGCAAAAGGUCGCCGGCGAGCGAUACGUGUACAAGUUUGUCUGCGAUCCGGAAGCGCUCUUCAAUAUGGCGUACGGCACCGGCGCGUCUUCGGGGAUUAGCGGAGAAGUUCCUAGUAGUAUGGUACGAAGUCACGCGACGCCCGGGAAAGCGGGCGGGAACGAAGUUCCAGAUUUGAUGAAGCAUCCUGCCGCGGGAUAUAGCGACGCGGUUUUCGCUAUGUACUCAAACACCGCCGCAGUGUAUGGACCUUCCGGUCUUCAUCAUUUGCACCAAUAUCUCGGCGGUAACGAGGGCUUCAAAACACCACCGAGUAGAUAUCAUCCUCAUUAUUCCCAUCAGUACGGUAGCAAUCAUCAUCAUCACCAUCAUCAUCCGCCCCCGAGCUAUACAGAGACUUUUCUGAACUACAGUCGAUUGUCUUCGCACGAGCCGGCUUUCGAUUCGAAGACGCAGGAAGCUCCACCGAGGGAUUCGUAUACCCAGGAAACGGAGAGUACCGGCAGAGAUCGGGAGGGUGCUUCGAUACCCUACGAAAGCAUGCAGAGAUCACAAUUACCGGCCACAACCUCCGCGCAAUCCUCGAUACUGGACGGCGCGGCGAGCUCGAAAAUUGAGCAAGCGCCGUACACGUGUCUCGGCGUCGGAAGCUGCGUCUUCGAAAUCCGCCGAGCAGGAGAAAUUGCAGGAGCCAUGGGUUUCAAGGACAAGCAGAAAGCAUUGGAUACCCUGAGGGCUCUGGAUGGCCGCGACAUCAGUUAUCAGUAUCACGUAAUCACGAGCUUCGUCAGUCGUGCGAAAAGAACUUUGCAGAUCACGCGGGACGAAGAGAAGCUGGCGAAUCUGCGAGACUCCCUGAAAAUCUUCGAGGACUGGCUGACGGAUUACAAACAGAGUAAUCGGGGAAAAGAGAACCUUGCGUAUUUGCCGAUCGAAACAAUCGAGGCCUUUCGUGGUCUCGCGAGGAAGUACGAUGUGUGGAACGACGAGUUCUUCAGGGCGUACAAGAGCGAGAAGGGCGAUUACAAGGGCCUGCGAACGGCGAAAGUACCUGGCGGAGACAUCACGUGGGACAUUGAGAGAAACAGGCGCUUGAAGGAGAUUAUCGGCAAGAUCAAGGACGAGCACGUCCAAUGGUACGAGACGGACGUGGGUGAUCUUCGGGGAUUGCCGACGAAGGAACACGCGCGAUGCAUCGUGCUCGCGUACAGUCCCGAUUCCGCAAAGUUGAAGAAAUUGGUGACUCAGGUACGCGAAAAAUUCGGCGAUAAUUCGAAUAACGAGGUGGACAUGGAGGAGGAAUAUCGAGGUUCUAAGAGAGCUCGCGAUGGCUCGUCGAGCAGCGAUAGCGAGCCGGAGAAAAAGUUUGCGAAACGUUCACCGGAAGCUGAAGAGAGCCAGCGGAACGAAAAAUCGGAGAGCGCGCUGAGUUUCAAGGAUAAGGAGAAGGCUUUGCUGAGCAUCAAGUCUUUGGAGGGCAGAGAUAUAUCGUAUCAGUUUCAUGCGAUCAGCGGUCUGGUAAAGCGAGCCGAGAGAGUGAUAUCGUGCACGAAGGAUAAGCAGAAGAUCAAGAAUAUGACGGAAGCUGUGGAAGUCUUUGAGAACUGGAUCACCGAUUACAAUGUGAACGGCCGGUCGAAGGAGAACUUCAAUUAUCUGGCGAUCGACAUCGUGCGAGCCUUUAAGCCUCUAGCCGAACGAUACGGCAUCGAAGACAACGGCUUCCUCGAAGUCUACGAAAAGGCGGACGGCGAUUACAAGAAACUCAGAUCCGUCCGAGUUCCGCAAUCGGAUGUUACGUGGGACGUAAAAAGGAAUGAGCACCUACGAGAAUUGGUAGGUCGUAUAAAGAAGAACCUUGUUCAAUGGUUCGAUACGGACGCCAAAUUUCGAGAUUUGCCCACCGUGGAGCACACGCGGUGCAUCAUGUGGGCUUUCAGCUACGACGUAGCGAAGCUGAAGAAGCUGUUGCUUACGUUAAACGAGAAACUUAAAGCCGCUGACUAAUUUGGCUCAAUAAAAAUGUUGGAUUGUUGCCGGAUUGUUAUUGCGGUUCGUAAAUCGUCAUAUUUUUAUUGCAUGUAAUAAAAGCAAGAAAAAGAUGCUCUUACUGCGUUGCGCAAUAUAUUAUGUUUUAUCGCGCCGUUUAUAUAUUGAACGCAAUACAUGUGUCAAAUAUUUGCUGCAAUAAAUCUGUUAUUUUAAUUGUGUGUACGAGAAAUAAACGAAUAUAAGAGCAUCUGCUUUCAAGAGA
Molecule: messenger RNA, 3436 nt
Organism: Nylanderia fulva
Lineage: Eukaryota; Metazoa; Arthropoda; Insecta; Hymenoptera; Formicidae
Gene: Ets96B
Product: ETS variant transcription factor Ets96B
Biological process (GO): regulation of transcription by RNA polymerase II; cell differentiation
Cellular component (GO): nucleus
Molecular function (GO): sequence-specific DNA binding; DNA-binding transcription factor activity, RNA polymerase II-specific
Source: RefSeq, a predicted model, not a curated record